AUGGAGCCGAAACUUGGGUUCCAUGAGCUCCUGCACGUUUUCUCCUUCCUGGAGGCCCGAGACCUGCUCUGCGCCGCCCAGGUGGACAAGGUCUGGAAUGAGGUUUCAGGGACCAAGGAACUGUGGAGGCAGCUGUGUCUGAGACGCUGGUCAUCCUGUAAAACCUCCCAGAUGACCUUGGGCACACAAACAUGGAAAGAGUACUAUCUCUGCCGAUCCGAGCUGGAGUUCCGAAUGGAAUGUGGGCGGCCAGAGAAGGACUUCAUCUGCAAAGCCAUUGCCGGGCACACAGGAGAGAUAGACGAGCUGGCUUACAUCUCAACCAAGGAGUGCCGGUUUGAUGGGCAAGAGAAGUCCAUGGUGUGUACCGUGUCCUCGGACAGCACCGUCCGUGCCUGGGAUGUGCAGGAGGGCACAGAGAUCUGGUCAAGCCCUCUGCAGCCCGCUGCUCUGGUGAACGUGGUGACCUUCCCUCGGCUCCAGCUGGCCAUCACCGUGGAUGAGCGUGGCCUCAUCAAGGUUUGGGGAGCGGAGAACGGAUGGGAGCAGGCCUCCUUCCGCCUGCCUACAUUCUCGUCUGCAUUGCAGGCCUGCGAGCAUCCAGAGGGCCCUUUCCUGCUGGUGGCCUGUGCCGAGGGCUUCCUGUAUGCGCUCACGGUGCCCCAGCUGCAGCUGCGGUCCAGGACUCGCGUGUUCCCGAGCAGCCCCACCAGUCUCCUCUGCUCUCCUGACUGCCAGUGGGUGUUUGCUUCAACCCAGAACUCAGACCUGGGCCCGAAGGUGUUCCACACUCGCUCCCUGCUGUGUCUGGUGGAGGAUGAGCCUCCCGUCUCCGCCACUCUACCCAUCUGGCUGACCUCCAGAGCCUGCUGGGCCCCUGACGAGACAGCCAGGCUGAUGGUGACGCACAGAAAUGACAACGGCACGCAGCUGGUCAUCACCACCUACGAGCUCAGGACCAAGCAGUCACGGGAAGGAGUAGACGUUGUGGUACAACAGAUGGCAAGUUUCCUCCUGCCCAACUCCAUGAUACCUCCUCACCUCAUGAAGGGCCACGGCUCUCAAGUGAUCCUGCUGGUGUCCGGGUCGGAGCUGGCGCUCUUCACCAUCCACGGGGUGCAGCUGGCAGCCUUCCAGGACCACCAGAGGCCCAUCACGUCCAUGUGGGUGGACCAGAGCCGAGUCAUCACCGCUUCCUUUGACCUAUCCCUGCGAGUCUACGUGUGGAAUAAAGAAACGAAGCCUCCCGUCCUCAAGAGCUGCUAUCACCUGCUUGGGGGCUCCCACAGAUGGGCCAGGGGAUUCACCCAUGUGGAAGGCGACAGUAUGAGCAUUGUAGGUGUGGAAGCCAGAAACAUUGGGACGAGUGUUCUGAGGUCCUACUGCUUCCAAGUGCAGCGUGGCUCAGAUGACUGCAUCAGUUGA
Messenger RNA from Puma concolor (puma), 1425 nucleotides. RefSeq names its product F-box/WD repeat-containing protein 12-like. Gene Ontology annotation, molecular function: protein binding. Lineage: Eukaryota; Metazoa; Chordata; Mammalia; Carnivora; Felidae. Gene Ontology annotation, cellular component: cytoplasm. The record is from RefSeq and is a predicted model, not a curated record.